Chinchilla lanigera (long-tailed chinchilla) is the source of this 815-nucleotide messenger RNA. RefSeq lists its product as uncharacterized. The coding region runs from base 1 to 603 and encodes 200 amino acids. The record is from RefSeq and is a predicted model, not a curated record. Lineage: Eukaryota; Metazoa; Chordata; Mammalia; Rodentia; Chinchillidae. The transcript is spliced from 4 exons.
AUGCCCAUGUACCAGGAGCACGAGCUAAGUGGGAGAUCCGCUCCGGAGGGGUCCGCAGGGACGGCGGCCUGGAGCCCGCCGCGCCGCCGCGCCGGCCUCGCGCUGGAGAUCGGGCUCCUGCUGAGCCAGGAGCAGCCGGAAACUUGCGCGCAGCUUGAUGAACGACUGCAUGGCAGUGUACACACGGGGCAGGCCGGCCAGCGCGGAGAUCAGCCUAGCUGCGAUGAACAUAGGGGGCAUGGGCUAGAGCCGGAGGGAUGCGGAGAAGCGUUGAGACCCCUUGGAGGAUACAGCUCUCAGGCGCUGCUGAUGGAUGUGCGUGAGGGCAGCCAGCUGCCAGGGUGCAGGCUGCUUGCAGAAGAGGACCACACGGGGAGGAACCGAGGGGCCUUUGGACAACAGCCAGUAAGGAACCAAGGCCCUCACGCCGGUAGCUGCGAAGCACGGAGUCCUCAUAAUAACCUCGCAAGCAAAUCUCCGGUCCAGCCUGUGCCGAGCCCCCGGCUCCAUGGACACAUUGAUUUCAGACUCAUCAAAGACCUUGAAACAGGAGACCCAGGGAAGCCAACAGUUGUUUCCCUGUACACAAAAACUCUCAGAUAAGUUUAUUUUGUGUGAAGCAACUAAAUUCUGGGGUAAUUUAUGUUGUAAUAGACAAAGAAGUUCAUCUUUUUUCCCCCUCACAGCUGUCCCAUGAAAGAAGAGGCUGUGCAUCUAAUGACAUCUUGGUAUCUGCUUUGUGCAGGACUCACUCUAGUGCAGCUCCCUGUACAGACAUGAAAACUGAGACUAAUACAACGAUUCUGUGUGUUUGU